CUGCUAACAUGAAGCCAUCAGGGGGCUGCGUGGGAUUCUUCUUUUGCUUGGUUCUGGUUCUGGUCUGUCCUGCUGCAGCUUACAAUCUGGAUCUGGAGCACAGUCUGGUGUUCAAAGGCCCCAGCUCCUCAAUGUUUGGAUACUCAGUGCUGCUGCAUCGCCACUACUCUCACAAAUGGCUGGUGGUCGGUGCUCCAGUGGCUAAUUCCUCCAGUUCGCAGGUUCAGUCUCCAGGAGCAGUUUAUCGCUGCAGCAUCACAGCUGAGAGGCGCACAUGCUACCCUAUGCCUGCUGAUGUUACAAGCUGUGGUAAAACGUGUGAAGCUGAGAGUGAUCACCAGUGGCUUGGCGUCAGUUUGUCAAGACAAUCCAGUGAAAAUGGUGGACUCAUCCUGGCAUGUGCUCACCGCUGGAAGAACGUGUUCUACUCAAGGAAAGACAGCCAGAACAACAAGCUCCCUAAUGGGGUCUGUUAUCAAUAUACAAGUGACCUGAGUUUCUCCGGGUACCUCAUUCCUUGCUACAAAGACCAUCAGAGGAAAUUCGGUGAAUAUUAUGGAUCAUGUCAGGCGGGUAUUUCCAACGUCAUGACACAGGAUCUGAUCAUCAUGGGAGCACCAGGAACUUCUUAUUGGACGGGCUCAGUUCUGGCCUACAACACCUCCUCAGGAGCGAUGUCAGUUUAUCUUGAUGACGAAACAGGAGCUGUCAGCUUUGGAAGCUACCUCGGUUACGCUGUUGGAGCUGGUCACUUCCUGAGUCCCUCAUCUAUGGAGGUGGUGGGUGGAGCUCCGCAGUUCAGUCAGAAGGGCAAGGUCUUCAUCUUCUCAAUAGGCAACAAUAACAUGAUGGAAAUGGUUUCAUCCGUUACAGGAAAAGAACUCGGAUCUUAUUUCGGCUCCAGUGUUUGUGUGGUGGAUCUGAACGCUGAUGGUUUGUCAGACCUGCUGGUUGGAGCCCCCAUGGCAACAGGGACCUCCAGGGAAGAAGGGAGGGUGCAUGUUUACAUCAAUGAGGGAAAGUGCCGCAUUAUACAGUCUGAUGGCAGCAAGGAUAAAUUACCUGUGGUACCGCUCCUUUUUACAAACAGGGUGUAUAAGUCUUUUAGUAAAGGAGCCGCUAAGCUCCUCUACAGUCUGGUGCAGGAGGUGAGAGAUGUGGCCGUUGGCGCUCCACAGGAAGACGACCUCAAAGGAGCCGUCUACAUCUACAAUGGCAGGAAGGAAGGCAUUUCACAAACGCCAUCACAGAGGAUUUCAGGGUCCUCCUUGGGUCAUGACCUUAGGAUGUUUGGGCAGUCACUGAACUCUGGGAUUGAUAUCGAUGACAACGGCUACAAAGAUGUGGCUGUGGGAGCAUUCCUCUCAGACUCUGCUGUGGUUCUCAGGACCCGCCCAGUGAUUCAAGUGAAAGCUUCUCUGAUUCUACCGGAGCAGGUGGACCAGCAGGCGGCGCUAUGUCAAGCUCUCAGUAAUCCGACAGUCUGCCUCAACAUUACGAUCUGCUUCCAUGUUACAUCUAAACAUUUUAAAGGGGCAAUAGAGCUUCAGUAUAAUUUGACCUCCGACAUCCUCCAUAAACCAUCCUUCCCUCACCGUUUCUAUUUCCACGGUAAUGGAUCAUCGAACAGCACGAGGGGUCAUUUGAAGGCACGGCCUGGCCACCACACCUGUGUAACACAUGUUGUUUACCAAAGGAAAGAUGUUAAAGACAUUUACACCCCUAUUCAGUUUGAAGUUUCCUACCAGCUCAAAGAAAAAAUCAGCCACAGAAGCACCUCCAAAGCCUUGCCUCCAUUGAAACCAAUUCUGCAGCAGAGCACAGGGGAUCGUAACACCGUCACCAACCAGACUCAGUUCGCACGCUUCUGCUCUUUGGUGAACUGUUCAACCAACAUGCAGCUUUCAAGUGAACUGGUGCUACCGGGACAACAGAGUUUUUUUGCUCUCGGCUCUGGACAAAUCAUCCUGAAAACCUCUCUGCUGAACGCCGGAGAUGACGCCUUCCUGCCACGAGUGACAUUGAGAUUCCCAAACAUCAUCCACUUCAUCAAAGUGUUGCAUAAUCAGGACAACGUGAUUAGUUGUGACGUCACAGAGAAGGUGAACGCCACAGACGUGAGCAUCGACUGCGGCAUCACCAGCCUCAUCCUGCCAGCCAGCUCCCAGAUAAAUAUCAGUUUUCUGUUCGACGUCAAUCAGAACAGCACGCCUGGUGACAUUAACAUCCACAUCAACACCAGCAGCGCCAACUAUGAGAUGGAGAACUUCCUCCAAGAUAACAGCCUCACACUUGUUCUUCCCUUGAAAUAUGGAGUCGGCGUCAGCAUCCACGGUUUUGUGACCCCAUCUUCUUUUGUGUUCGGAGACGAAGACUUAAUUCCAGCUGACUGCUACCCUGAAAAGUUCAACUACACAUACAAGGUGAUAAACUCUGGUCCCAGUAAGGCGAUAAAUACUGUGGUGCAGAUUGCUGUGCCAAAAAUCCUUGCACCCCACCUACACCGAUUGCUGCAGGUCAUCGACCUGAAGUCAUCACAUGGUUCAUGCUCAAUAAGUGACAAAACGGUUCUGGUUGAAGAGGACUGUAAUGUUCCUCAAACUUCGUUCAUCAAACAGCUGAUGUUCUUCUUCUCUCCCACCAGCACCCGCACAAUGUACUGUGGCCGCAGAGAUCAUCUGUGUGAGCAGCUGGUGUGUCGUCUCGGUAACCUGGAGGCAGGGAGAGAUGCUACCAUCCAGCUGGAGAUCAGCCUGAACCCGGCUGUGCUCCUCCAAGCUCCGGGUCGUCAUCCUGUUAUGCGGGUGGAAAGCACAGCGUCUUUAUUAUCUCCCAGAGAAGGUCCUCACACCGUCCUACUUAAAGAUCCACCUGUGGAAAAGGUGGUGGUGGAGGCAGUUUUUACCCAGAAACCCUCGAUGGCUGUGAAGAUUUUCAUUGUCGUUGUCAGUUUAGUAUUGGGACUUCUCAUCCUGGCAGCUCUCAUCUGGUGUUUGUGGAAGGCUGGUUUCUUUAAGAGAAGCUUCAAGAAGCAGGAGGAAAUAAACAGGGACAGCUGGGACUAUGUUCCCAAACUAAACAAGAGGGAGAGCUCUAUUUAACAGCGGCUGCUGCCUCUCACCAGGACGCCUUAGCAUCGACAUUGGGUGGAAUUCACACCUCAGCUGUGCAGAAACUUUGCAGCAAAGAUGGAUGAUGGUGAAAGAGUCCUGAAUGCACCUGAACUGGUAUACUGAAUGUGCCUUCACAAAAAAAAAA
Messenger RNA from Cyprinodon variegatus (sheepshead minnow), 3258 nucleotides. It is a transcript of the gene itga4, whose product is annotated as integrin subunit alpha 4. Gene Ontology annotation, molecular function: integrin binding. NCBI's taxonomy places the organism in Eukaryota, Metazoa, Chordata, Actinopteri, Cyprinodontiformes, Cyprinodontidae. The transcript is spliced from 28 exons. Bases 9 to 3101 code for a protein of 1030 amino acids. Gene Ontology annotation, biological process: cell adhesion mediated by integrin; cell-cell adhesion; integrin-mediated signaling pathway. Gene Ontology annotation, cellular component: external side of plasma membrane; integrin complex. The record is from RefSeq and is a predicted model, not a curated record.